Messenger RNA from Limulus polyphemus (Atlantic horseshoe crab), 797 nucleotides. RefSeq lists its product as uncharacterized. NCBI's taxonomy places the organism in Eukaryota, Metazoa, Arthropoda, Merostomata, Xiphosura, Limulidae. The transcript is spliced from 3 exons. The record is from RefSeq and is a predicted model, not a curated record. Bases 111 to 722 code for a protein of 203 amino acids.
CAAAACUAAACACAGAGUAACUGAACGCUACCUUCUUACCUUGUAUUAUUAACUAGAAUUUCUGACAUUUGUAACAAAAAAGGGUGUAAUUACAAUAUAGAAAUAGUAAAAUGUAUCUAUUAGGAGAGAGAGAUCUUUCAAGAAAUGCUUGUCAUAUAACAGAAGCCUUUGUAACAUCUACAGUGCAUUCUUCUAAAAAAGAAGAAAUGAAAGAAACACAAAUAUCAACAGGACUCAGGAAAGCUAAAUCUAGAGGAAGAGGGAGGCCAAAGCGCAGAGGUGCACCUCGUACCUCAAAAAUUCCAGCAGUUAUAAGACAUAGGUUAAAACAAGCUCGCUACCGACGAAACCAUCCUGAGAUCCAUCGUGAACAACAAAAACGGUAUCGUGCCAACCAUCCAGAAAUACAUCGGCGACAGCAACAACGGUAUCGAGCUAAUCAUUCAAAGACUCGCCAUCAACAACAACAAGAGCUUCAGGCUAAUUUUCCUGUGAUUCAACAACAAAAGUUUCAUAUAAAUAAACCUGUAGCUCUUUGUCAAGCUGGAAAACAAUUUCAAACUUUUUGUCAUAUUCAACAAUACAAUGAUUCUAAUCCUUGUUCCAGUCAAAGUAACUCUGACAUUAACAGUUUACAAGUUUUAACAAUAGAAAUUACAUCAUUGAAUGAUAAGCAGAUUGUGCCAUGUCCAAACUGUGGAGCUACAUUAAAGGCAGAAUAGCAUAACCAUACUAAAUACAUAUUUACAGUGCAACAAGUCAAAAGAUUUAAGCUAAAAAAGGUGUAAAAUUAAAUA